Messenger RNA from Uncinocarpus reesii 1704, 654 nucleotides. RefSeq lists its product as uncharacterized. The record is from RefSeq and is a predicted model, not a curated record. Lineage: Eukaryota; Fungi; Ascomycota; Eurotiomycetes; Onygenales; Onygenaceae. The coding region runs from base 1 to 654 and encodes 217 amino acids. The transcript is spliced from 2 exons.
AUGUCCGACUCGAUUUCGGAUAACUAUGAGGGAAAUCGGGGCCAGAGCCAAUCGUGGGUUCAGGGGAAGCCGGGCGGCUGCGUGGGGAUAAGGGGAAAAGGGCGUUGGGUUGUUGUUGUUGUUGACGUUAUUCUCCUUGGUUUGGGGGUUGAAGAAUCUGGCAAGGCCAGCCUUGCGGAGAUGAGCAAAUCGAGAGACGAUCAGAGGUUCUGGAUGAGAACUGAAUACGACGGUCAACCGAAUGAAUCGAGUGAUUUUGUUGCGGAUAUCGCAGGUUCAUAUUUAAUGCAGCCGUGGAAAGAAGGCGGAGAAGGAGAGAGAGAGGGGAAAACAGCGGGGGCGACGAGAACAGAUGCUGGCCAACGGGACCGGACGCAAGUGACAGAGCGUGAAGCCAGCAACAGACACGACAAGGGGCCCACUGCUGAUGGGCCAACCGGAUCGUGUCUGGUCGCCCUGUUUGGCAGAAGGGCUGCGGGCGUGGUUGGCUGGUGGUUGGGUGCAGAUGACCAGCAGCUGAGCGAGUACCGAUACUCGGGGCGGCCAUUGCAGCGACAACAGAUGCAAGGUACAGAUACACGUCCACCAGAGCCAACCGUCGCGCCGACUCGCACCCUCGUUGCUCCUCGCAGCCCGAUGUCAAAAAUAAAAUGA